AUGUCUCACAUUUCUAUCGCUGAACGCGACGACUCCGGACGAUUGCUUGCCACGUACUUGUGUGCUGCUGGGGAGCAUACACGCUCUGAUACUCCUUCAUUUUCCAUCAAGCAGAAACGAACGGACUGGCGGCGGCUAUUGAGCAACGUCUUCCUUCCAGCUGGGUAUCCAGCUAGUGUCUCCCCAGAUUAUCUGCAAUACCAAAUUUACAACGCGUUACAGGCAUUCUGCAGCUCGCUUGCCAGCUUGAUUGCGUCUAGGGCCGUUCUAGAAGGGCAUGGUGUCGGCAACGCAGACGCGUCCGCUACGCAUGCCAUUUUCCUCACAGUGCUACAAGAUAUUUUCAGUCGUCUCACCACUAUUGUGUCCGGAUACUAUCUCGGAACAUCACUCUUCCCUGAGGCGAAGACGUAUCGUCUCCUCGCAGAUAUCUUCAAUGACGCAGCCAUCGUCCUCGACACGCUCUCUCCCCACUUAGAUGGUGUCGUCCUCAGUCUUCGAUAUCCGUUCGUAUUAUCCGGCUCUGGAUCGUCUCUUCGCGUGUCCGCAUUAUGCCUGAGUGGCGCAUCCCGUGCCCUGUGUGGGAUGGUUGCCGGCGGCUCAAAAGCGGCGCUGACAGUGCACUUCGCAAGUCCUGGGCAAGGUACUGGAGAUGUGGGCGAUCUGAAUGCUAAAGAUGGUAGCAAAGAGACUGUGCUUGCGCUGUUGGGCAUGCUCAGUGGAACCGCGGUCAUGCACUACGUGCAUAGCGCGCGUGCUACAUACUUGGUUCUCUUCGUGCUGACCUUUUUGCAUCUGUUUGGAAACUACCUUGCCGUCCGGGUAGUCGUCCUUCGCUCUCUCAAUCGACAGAGAGCAAAUAUUGUCUGGAUGGCCUAUCGUGCGCAUAUAAAGGGUCCGAUGGGUGGCAAAAGACCACUCGUGUUGACUCCAGAGGCGGUGGCGGCUCGAGAGCGUAUCUUUGCCAACCCUUCUGCGCUGCACGAUACAUCUUCGCCCGCCCACCCGUUCCUCGGCAUCUGUAAGGUCGGGUCUUCGUUCUCCUCUCUCGCUUCCCGCCAACAGUCUGCGCCGCGCGGCGCGUUAGCUGCGCCUUCUCCACCCCAGAUCCACACCAUCCUGGAGAUCUUCUCCGAGGAGCCGUAUGUCCUCUGGUUCGGCCCGACGUCGGGGCCGUCCUGCCGUCUUCAUGUGUUCCUAAAGGAUGGACACAAGCCGCGUGACCACCUCAAGGCGUGGACACACGCUCAGGAAGCGGCGAUCAUGCUCAACGGUCGUCAGCCUGGAAGCUUUGAGGUCGCCCUGGCGGCUGUACAAACGUCGUAUGCGCUCGUGGAAGACCUAUUCCCGCCGUUUCUUGACGCCGUUCGAGGAGUGGGGUGGAGAAUCGAUGAAGGUGGCAUACUUGCCGGUUCACCACGGACGAUAUCAGUCAAGGUCCACGACAUGUCCGCGGAUAGUGUGUCAGUGUUCGAAGAUAAAAAGACGAUUUGA
This is a messenger RNA of Fibroporia radiculosa, 1494 nucleotides long. RefSeq lists its product as uncharacterized. The coding region runs from base 1 to 1494 and encodes 497 amino acids. The record is from RefSeq and is a predicted model, not a curated record. NCBI's taxonomy places the organism in Eukaryota, Fungi, Basidiomycota, Agaricomycetes, Polyporales, Fibroporiaceae. The transcript has 8 exons.